CGCCGAACGACUCUAUAAAGGAGCCCGACAAUCGGUACGUUAUUCUCUCCAUUCCUACCCAACACUCGGAGACUCUCCAUUCAUAAACUUUUUCUAGGCAUGGCGAACCCAACCGACAGGCCUCAUACACAACAGCACUGCUGAAGCAACACAAGAUACUAGUGCAAUCCAUAUCAGAACUUGAGCGUGAUCUCGAUCUGCUGAAUAUAACCAUGGCUCAGAAGUCUGAUACCUUGGACCAUGAGCGGUGGGCAUUACAUAUGGAAUUAGAGAAGCUCAAAACCGCUCAAACUGAGUUGUUCAAUGAUGCCACCUCAACAAUGGGUGCAACUGAACCAAAAGUGCGUAGAGUAGCCGAGUGCGAUGCUGCUAUGUAUAGCCUACUUCAAAGUAACGAGCGAUUAUCUGGUGGUAUUGAAGCAAACGUUAUGAAAUUGAAGAAUACAGAUAACUCCGAGAUAGAAAAUUACGAAAGCAAAACACUGGAACGAUUACGGCAUAGAAUUGAAUCAUCUCACAAGGAUCUGGUCAUGUCUGAAAUUAACUUGGAAUCUCAAAUAGUAGCAGUACAAGUUUUAGAAAAGGAAAAGGGAAAGCUGAAUGGGUUGCCACAGAUACUGCCAAUCCUAAGGUCAUCCAUAAAGGACUAUGAAGAUAUCAUCAAAAAAGAUCGACAGGCUAUAGCGCGGCUGGACAGCGAUAAACUUUCGCCAUGCAUAUCAGAUGCCGCGGAUUUCUGUCUGAAAGCAGCUACGAAAGCGCAAGGAAAGAGGUCUGAUACUGCAACUAGCGCCAACGUGGAAGCUUAUGAUAAGAUUAUCAAACUUUUGAUGGAGCAAUCCGCCGCCAAUCAAUUGUUAUUGUACAUUUUAGAAGUUGAAGAGGAGCUACUGAAUGAAAGAACAGACCAUCAACGAGCGUUUUUGUUGGAUGUUGAAGAGCUUGCUCAUCAAAUGGAUCCUUCGCUGUGUGACAGAUACAUUGAUUCUAACGACGAAGAAGAGAGCUUCCUCAACAGCUUCAAACAAAUUCUUAGCAUGCAAAUAAAGGAUGCAGACGAUAUGCUCGAUGAAGUUAUGGACCCUCAUCAUGAAGACAUACCAGCAAUAGAGCAUUUGGAGAGGUUGAAGAACGAAAUUGAAGGAGCCAACGACCGAACGGAAUCAUCCAUGGCAGAGAUAAACGAAAUGAUGCUUGAAAGCGAAAAUGCAUUAGAAAUGAUGGAAAAAUUCAGCGAAGUGUAUAUCAAGGAUCAGGAAUCAGUUACGCACAUAUCAGAGGAAACAUUACAGCUACACGAACAGUUGGAAAACUUCGUAAAUGAUCUACAAAAUGAGAUACAGCACUUCCAAAAGGAAACGGCAACCUCUGCUGAACUAGCCGAAAAGAAGCGUCGGUUCUCUCUUUUCUGGACUGAUCAAAAUCUGUUCCAAAAAGAAUUUGGAUCAAUGUAAAUUAAACUUGUAAAAAUCGAAACAAUAAUGUCCAACAAAGACGAUUGUCAUCUCCAAAUACUCGUGUAAUAAAGAUAAUCACAUAAAGAAAAUGCUGUAUUCAGUUUUUUUAUUGCACAAGAGUUGGUGACAUUUAGACGUAUAAGCCGACCGAGACGAAAGUGAAAACGGUUCCGACACCGAGCAUGAUAGAUGCAGGCAUGGCGAGUGAGAGCUGCUCCAUAAUAGGUGUAUUUCGCUUUUGACUAUAGAAGAGAUCAGUAACGUGUAUGAGCAAGUAACGAUUGCAUCUAUGCUUCAAUCACUUACACCGCAAAGGCUCCGGUGGCAACGAGACCAAUGGAGACAGUGAUGUAGGCGACAAGUGGGAACAAGCUUGGGGGCAUGGGCGCGCUUACAGGAGAACCCUCCUUCCAAAGGUCCUAGAUCAAGUGUCGUUAGUUGCUAGCACAUCAAUAGAG
This is a messenger RNA of Umbelopsis ramanniana AG, 1915 nucleotides long. RefSeq lists its product as uncharacterized. The coding region runs from base 213 to 1454 and encodes 413 amino acids. The transcript is spliced from 13 exons. Lineage: Eukaryota; Fungi; Mucoromycota; Umbelopsidomycetes; Umbelopsidales; Umbelopsidaceae. The record is from RefSeq and is a predicted model, not a curated record.